This is a messenger RNA of Pecten maximus, 860 nucleotides long. RefSeq lists its product as uncharacterized. The transcript is spliced from 2 exons. The annotation marks the transcript as partial. The record is from RefSeq and is a predicted model, not a curated record. Lineage: Eukaryota; Metazoa; Mollusca; Bivalvia; Pectinida; Pectinidae.
UGUUCAGCUCUUCUUCAGAAGACAGACUUUACAUAUUAAGUGGUCUGUUCAUUUAUUCAGAGUUAUUGGCCUUUUGUUGUGUUUUUUGUCCAGACCAUACAGCAUAUAUACUUACUGUUCUACAAUAUCCAUAUUUUGUAUGUAAUUUCUGUUGAAAAAGUGGGUGUUUCAUACUGAUUAUAAAAUUUAUAUCAUGUGUUGUAAUGUACAUGUAUACAGAGUAAUGUCCCUUUGUUGGUUUGAAAGGUAAUUCAAGUCAAAAUUAGUUUUAAUUAUUGAUUAUGAGGGAAUUAAAAACAUUUAUUUUUUGAGAUAUUGACUGUUUGUGUGGGCAUAUAUUGACACUGGUGCUGGACACGGCCAUCAGUUUAAGUUUAAAUAUUGUUGAUUUUUUUUCUGGCUCAUUUCAAAUUUUAAACACCGAAGACAUGUAAAAUUGCAAUAGUUGCUUAUGGUAAUCAGUUAUCUGAUGUUCUUUAACACAGAUGAAUGAAGGAGAACAGGCCUCCCUGCUGACGAUGUUUUCUUUAGAUGGAUUAUCUUUGUCUGUGGUGAGCGAGGCUUAUGAGGAGGUUGCCCUGGUCAGUGUGUCCAGCAUGCCAGCCAUGUGGCAGAUUGAGGUCAAGAACAAACUCAAGGUCCUAGAGGAUGUCACCUUGGUGACCUGGUUAGAGGAUAAAUGGAUCCACGGGCUGUCCCAGGCCAGUCUAGAGGAUCGGAUAGAGGUGGACUUUGCCAACAUGCGGAUGACCAAGCCUUACAUUGGAGAUUUGUGCCGUGUGUGUCCACCUGGGAUGUUGUUCCAGUACAGGAGAUCUGAGCACCAGACAUUCAUACAUGCCAAAGUCCACCAUAUACAG